AUGGGUUGUGGUUCUAUAAAAUCGGUAUAGGAAACAAAUUAACCUAUAUAAAUGAAAUAAAAAAGUUUAAAACUGAAGACUUCUUCAACUUUACCAGAAGAAAUCAAAAAGAAAGUAUUUCGAAAUAAAGAUGGAAAGUUAUUUUAUAUUGUUGAGGAAGAUAAUAAAUACAUUUAAGUUCCCUUAUUAAAUAGUGCAGAAUAAAAUAGUUUGCUGAAUAGAAGAAGAUAAAUGCGUACAUAAAGUGAUUAACUAUUUUGA
This is a messenger RNA of Paramecium pentaurelia, 261 nucleotides long. NCBI's taxonomy places the organism in Eukaryota, Ciliophora, Oligohymenophorea, Peniculida, Parameciidae. The record is from the annotation of a GenBank genome assembly.